Etheostoma cragini (Arkansas darter) is the source of this 1890-nucleotide messenger RNA. It is a transcript of the gene dlx4b, whose product is annotated as distal-less homeobox 4b. The record is from RefSeq and is a predicted model, not a curated record. Gene Ontology annotation, biological process: cell differentiation; negative regulation of transcription by RNA polymerase II; embryo development. Bases 312 to 1088 code for a protein of 258 amino acids. The transcript is spliced from 3 exons. Lineage: Eukaryota; Metazoa; Chordata; Actinopteri; Perciformes; Percidae. Gene Ontology annotation, molecular function: DNA-binding transcription factor activity, RNA polymerase II-specific; RNA polymerase II cis-regulatory region sequence-specific DNA binding.
UGCGGACCAAUCAGAGAGCUCGCAGAUAGAAGGCAGUGUGUUCGAGGCUCUGCAGGCAGGAGGUGUUUGAGGAACCAUGUCAGCUCCUCCAAUGAUGUACAGAAGGAGCCCUUUCGCUUUUAUUCGAUGUUUGCCUCCCAAACAGUUGUGAACAUGCACGCUGUAAUAACUCUUUCUCACUGCAGGGAACUUUUUUUCACGAGCCAAGCAUUGGACUUAAGUGUGGAUUUGUUCCAAGUUUUCCUCGCUGCCCGACAGAGCUGAUGAAACCCUCUACAGAGCGCCGGGUUUAUGGACUCGUGUUGUAGCUAAUGAUGUCUAUGGGUUUCAUGCCUGACAGUCUGAAUGCCUCGGAUCCCUCCAAAUCGGCCUUCCUAGAAUUUGGCCACGGACUUCCGGCACACCAGCAGCACUCCCCCGGACUCUCUCACAUUUACCCCGUUCAUGGCUUGCAUGCUGCUGGGCAUUCCCAGCACGAAAGUUCUUUUCCUGGCAGCGCGUCCUAUGGCCGCUCUUAUGGCUACGCCUACCCCGGCGCGGUGAGCACUCAUGCCCCGUCUGCUUACAUGUCCUACCAGCACAGCAAACACAGCAACAGCAGCAGUUUGGCCCACAGCAGAUUAGAACCAACAGGUCGCGAGAAGUCCUCGGUGAUUGAAAGCAGGGACAUUCGUCUAAAUGGCAAGGGGAAGAAAAUCCGGAAGCCCCGGACCAUCUACUCCAGUCUGCAGCUGCAGGCUCUGCACCAGCGCUUCCAGCAGACCCAGUACCUGGCCUUACCGGAGCGCGCAGACCUGGCGGCCAAACUGGGACUCACCCAGACUCAGGUUAAAAUAUGGUUUCAGAAUAAGCGCUCCAAGUAUAAAAAGAUGAUGAAGCAUGGCAGCGGAUCAGAGGGAGAACAUCUCCACAGCACUAGCUCCAUCUCGCCCUGCUCUCCCGCGCUGCAGUCUUGGGACGUCUCCAUGGCGAACAAAGGAGCCCAAAUGCACCCAAACAAUUACAUGAACAGUUUUGGUAACUGGUAUCCAAACCACCACCACCACCCUCCUCAUCAGGACGCGGGGCCCAGGGCUCAGAUGAUGUGAGUAGGUUGUUUCGUGCGGGCCAGGCUCUCGCGCCUCUUCUAAGCGCACUUCACAAUGAACUCGCUGGCUUCUCUCGAGGCCUCCUCUCAGAACUGACUUGUGUUUAAAUAGUGUGUUUGUUGAUUGAUCUUGUUCAUAUUCUUUGUAUUUAGUGUACGUUUUUGGAAUUCACGUUUCACAGCGAAAUGUGUCAACAAUGCAUCAUAUAUAUUUUUAGAUUUGUGAUCAUUUCACUGCAUCUUUGGGUGCACGGCUUCGACUCUUCGACUUGGUGUGUGUGCAGUUUAUCAGAAGACUCUGGAUAGAGGCAUGUCAAAUAUAUCCAGUGCGCAUGGGUUUACUUUAUUAGCAAAAUCGUUUCAGGUGAUUAUGCAAAUAAAUAGCUGUUGGAUGGACAUUAUUGUGAUGAAUCUUUUGUGUGACGUGUUUUUUUUGGUGUCAGAUUUUAUGAGGAAAAUGUUGGUACUGUCCUAUUUAUAUGUAUGGAUGUUUGAUUUUAUCCAUCAAACUGAGCCGGUGACUUACAGAAGUCUAAAUGAAUGGAAACUUCAUUCAUCUGCAAGACUCCUGAACAAAAGCGUAAAGGCGUGCCUGAGCUGUGGAUGAAGUCUCGAGUCCGGCUUCUGUACUGUGCUGAGUUCUGUUAACCCCUCACAGCUCAGUCCGUGAGAUAAUUCAUAACUGGAACAUCAGCUGUCUUUUGUCCGUCAACACUCCCGCUGAUGGACGUAAAUCUGCUUGGAUACAUUCCAGUCAUGUUUUGUCAAAGCACCUGCGGAUUGAUUCCUGAUUAAAAGUAAAA